Messenger RNA from Elaeis guineensis (African oil palm), 2359 nucleotides. Its product is annotated as MLO-like protein 13. Gene Ontology annotation, biological process: defense response. Gene Ontology annotation, cellular component: membrane. Lineage: Eukaryota; Viridiplantae; Streptophyta; Magnoliopsida; Arecales; Arecaceae. The record is from RefSeq and is a predicted model, not a curated record.
GCGUGGCCGCGGUCUGGAGCUUUCCCUUCCUCGUCCGGCACAAAACUUUUCGACGAUGCCCCCAAAGAAUCCACUCGCGUGGGCGCUCUCGAAUCCGUUCACGUCUUUCUCCUCCCUUGCUCUUUUCUUCUUUCCCUGUUCCAACUUCCCCUUCCCUCUUCUACUCCUUCGACUCAGCCAUCGUGUUUCUUUCCACCACCGAAAAGGAUUCGAUUCCCCUGUUCUUCUCCCUCUCCUCUUCUUCAAGAAUCCAUGCCAUCUCUGACUCGCCUGGCGUCCUUCCUUCCUUUCUUUGAGGAGAUGGUGGGAGAGGAGGCUACCAAAGAGAAGAUUUUUCUUUUUGGGUACAAGAGAAGAGUGCUCCUCACAAGCAACAGAGAGAGAGGAAGGCAUCUCUGCCUUCGCCCACGUUGUCUUCCCCUAUCCCAUACGCAAGACCAAGAUCUCGAAGGACGACUCCUACAUUGCCUAUACUCUGCGCCUACCGCUUUAUUCGUCUCUUUUCCGACGGGAUUCCUUCUUUCUUCUCCGGGGGGUUUCGUCUCCUCCACUCUGUUUAUUUGAUGGGCCUGGUGAUUAGAUUAUGCGAAAAGGGGAUUGACUCUGGGAGGAAGAAGAGGUAAUGGCUGCCGAAGCUUCUCCGGACGUAUCGCUCGAGUACACGCCGACGUGGGUGUUGGCUGUCGUCUGCACUGUUAUCAUCGUCAUCUCGCUUGCGGCUGAGCGCUUGCUGCACUACCUAGGAAAGUUUCUGAAACAUAAAGGGCAGGAUGCACUUUUCGAUGCAUUAGAAAAAGUGAAAGAAGAGUUGAUGCUUCUCGGCUUUAUUUCCCUUCUCCUAACUGUCUUUCAAGGCUUGAUUAGCCACAUUUGCAUUCCAGAAAGUGUUUCAACUUACAUGCUUCCAUGCAAGAAGGAGGGCUUAACAUCAGUGCAAGAAAAUUAUCAUGGGAAAGACUUUUAUUAUGGUCGUAUAUGGAACAAACGGAGGCUUUUGGCUGAGGGUGCUAGUUCUGACCAUUGCACAAGUAAGGGCAAGGUUCCGCUAUUAUCCUUGGAAGCAUUACAUCAAUUGCACAUCUUUAUCUUUGUUCUCGCAGUUGUUCAUGUUGUGUUCUGUGCCACUACUAUGUUUCUUGGAGGAUUUAAGAUUAGACAAUGGAAGCAUUGGGAGAAUGCAAUUCAGCAAGACAUUAAAAAGCAUGAGAAGUCACCAGUUCGUGGACGCCUCUUUCAUCAUGCUCCCCAUCGCCUUGAAUUUGUCAAGGAGCGUGCAAUGGGAUUUUGGAGGAAGUCAGCAGUUGUAAGUUGGCUGAUGUCAUUCUUCAAGCAGUUUUAUGCCUCAGUAACUAAAUCGGAUUACAGAGCACUGAGAGAAGGAUUCAUUAUGCGUCACUGUCCUACAAGUCCAAACUUUAAUUUCCACAAGUACAUGAUGCGUGCUCUUGAGGAUGAUUUUAAGAGAGUUGUUGGCAUAAGCUGGUAUCUCUGGCUCUUUGUUGUCAUCUUCCUGUUAUUGAAUGUGCACGGAUGGCACACAUACUUCUGGUUGUCUUUCCUGCCUCUUGUUCUUCUGCUUAUUGUGGGUGCAAAGCUGGAGCACAUUAUUACUCGGCUGGCUCUAGAUCUUGCAGAGUUACCUGUUGAUGACAUGGAAAGACCAGCACGUGUGAAGCCAUCUGAUGAACAUUUUUGGUUCAAUAGACCUGGCAUCAUGCUUUACUUGAUCCAUUUCAUAUUAUUUCAGAAUGCCUUUGAGAUUGCAUUUUUCUUCUGGAUCUGGAGCACAUAUGGAUUCCACUCCUGUAUCAUGGAAAGUGUGGGUUAUCUCAUCCCUCGACUUGUUUUCGGAAUCAUGAUUCAAGUUCUCUGCAGCUACAGCACUCUUCCUUUGUAUGCUAUUGUCACACAGAUGGGUGACAUGUUUAAACGAGCAAUCUUUGCCGAACAUAUGCAAUUGCUGCUGCAUGGUUGGGUUGAGGGUGUAAGAAAGCGCAAGAGGGCAGGUUUUUCUGCAUUUCGGGGCUUUUUCGGUCGCAAGGAUAAGAAGCGCAGCCCUUCUGGUAGGGACAUUCCAAUGCAGAGGAUGACCUCUCAAGUUCCUGAGAGUUCUCACAAUGUCCAGCAACCAGCUACCUUCGAAGGAACGAUAGGCUCGUCGAUGGAGAUAUCACAGGUGCAAGCUGAGUAGCUGUAUUGCAUUAGAGCUCACAAUGCCCAGUAACUGCAUCCCUUGAUCGAGAGCAUCGAUUCAGCAGAUGAUGCUUUCUGCUUGUAAUGUGCAACUUUUCUUUGGAUUUUGGGGAGCCAUCCUAUCAGCUACCUUGAUGUGGAUAACUUCAUAAGUUUGUUAAAUUUC